AUGAGCACAAGGAACAGCUGCACCCUGCCACUGGGGCAAGGAGACCGGGAGGAAAAGCAGAGUGAGGGUACUCCUGACCUGGAGCGACAGGAGUGUGAGGUGGAGCUGAGGAAUAAAGCUAUUCUGCAACAGAAGAGGCGCCUUAAACAGGCCACCCAGUUUGUGCACAAGGACUCUGCUGACCUGCUGCCCCUGGACGGCUUGACAAGGCUUGGCACCUCCAAGGAUCUGCAGCCACAUAGUGUGGUCCAGCGGCGCCUCUUGGAAGGCAAUCUGAACAAACUGCGGGGCGAGACCAGGGUUCAGUCUGCACGGGUACAAUCUCCGCUGGCAAAAGACCAGGAUGAAAAGAUGGAAAAGGGAGAGGACAGGAGAAAAGAGACUUCAUCCCUGCUAAUACAGUGCCAGUGCCAAGGUCAGGUAUUGAAAGCGACUGUUAACACUGGGUGUCUACCAAAUCUCAUCUCCAAGAGCUGUUUAAACCAGUUGGGGCUGGAAGAAGUGUCUGACAUGGACUGUGGAGACCCCUCUCUUCCCAUCCCCAGUGUUGCUGGCCGAGUAGAACAUAUGGAGGUGCAAUUUGGCCAGAAGACAGUGCUGUGUUCAGCACUGGUUGUAGAUGAUGAAAUGAUGGAGUUUUGCAUUGGUCUCCAGACUCUGUUGUCUCUCAAGUGUUGCAUCGACUUGGAGGAAGGAGUCCUGAGAUUUAAAGCACUGAGUCAAGAGCUGCCUUUUCUACACGCCUCUGAAGAGCCUGGUCAGUGA
Balearica regulorum gibbericeps (East African grey crowned-crane) is the source of this 765-nucleotide messenger RNA. RefSeq names its product nuclear receptor interacting protein 2 (gene NRIP2). Gene Ontology annotation, biological process: proteolysis. Gene Ontology annotation, molecular function: aspartic-type endopeptidase activity. Lineage: Eukaryota; Metazoa; Chordata; Aves; Gruiformes; Gruidae. The record is from RefSeq and is a predicted model, not a curated record.